AUGUGUGACACUGGCUCCGUGACCAAGAAGGAUGCAGGGGCUUGUGGCCUUGGCUGGGUCCCAGAUGACUUUGAGAGGCCGGUGAAACCUACAAGCUUCCUCCUAGGAACUGGCAUAAACUCCAAAGUUUGCCUCCCUCCUCCAGCCCAGAGCGUCCACGAGGGGCCCCUUCACCAAGCACCUGCUGAUUCUGGGCACCUUCCCCAGGAGCAGCCUGUGAAGGGCGAGGGCUGGGCAGGGUGGACAUCUCAGGGUCGCAGGGCGGCCCGGAGGGCCACCGCAGUGCCGCGCCGGGCUGGGGCCGCGGGCGUCCGGGCCCCGGGAGGGCGGAGCCGGCGGCAGCAGGAAAAGUUACGGCUUCCCGAGAAAGUUGACGGCGACAGCUGGACCGGGGGCGGCAGGGCGGGUGAUGAGAAGAGGCAGCAACUCCCCCCUAUCCGCAGCCUGAGUGCCCCUGCGGGACUCAGCUGGGGGCAAGAGGGACAGUGGGGCUGGAACGUCGCCUCCGCCUCCGUGGAAGCCCUCGUGGGACCCCUCCCCCCACCUUGUAAGCACCUUCUGCCCUGGAAGAUGUGGCUGGAAACAGAAUCCAGCAGAAAGGCCAGCUGGCAGGGACUGAGGAAUGCUGCUGGCGCAGGCCUGGCCAACCGUAAGGAUGACAGUGCCGGAGGGCCACAGGGCAGCCCAAAGCCCACAGCCCAGCGGGCCGACCAACGGAAACGAGCCAUGCGGAGGCCCGCUAAGGUGGCCAGCGAGGGCGUGCGGUGCAAUGGGCACCCUGGCAGUGGAUGGAAGGUGGAGGGCCGUCAAGGGGACCCUGGGAGCAGGCCCACCAAAUAUGCGCUCUGGUACUUGUGUGCCCUCCUGUGGGAGGCUGACACUAUAGGCCUCACAGGCAGCUUUGUGCAGGGAGCAGAUCCAGGGUCCCAGGGAAGGAGCCGGUUGCUGGCAUGGGUGCUGUGGUUGCAGGCCUGGCGGGUGGCAGCGCCAUGCCCGGGUGCCUGCGUAUGCUACAAUGAGCCCAAAGUGACAACAAGCUGCCCCCAGCAGGGCCUGCAGGCCGUGCCUACUGGCAUCCCCGCCGCCAGCCAGCGCAUCUUCUUGCAUGGCAACCACAUCUCACAUGUGCCAGCUGCCGGCUUCCACGCCUGCCGCAACCUCACCAUCCUGUGGCUGCACUCGAAUGCACUGGCCCGGAUCGACGCCGCUGCCUUUGCUGGCCUGGCCCUCCUGGAGCAGCUGGACCUCAGUGACAAUGCACAGCUGCGCACCGUGGACCCCACCACAUUCCAUGGCCUGAGUCGCCUGCACACACUACACCUGGACCGCUGCGGCCUACAAGAACUGGGUCCGGGCCUGUUCCGUGGCCUGGCUGCCCUGCAGUACCUCUACCUACAGGACAACUGGCUGCAGGCACUGCCCGACGACGCCUUCCGUGACCUGGGCAACCUUACCCACCUCUUCCUGCACGGCAACCGCAUCCCCAGCGUGCCCGAGCGUGCUUUCCGUGGCCUGCACAGCCUCGACCGCCUCCUGCUGCACCAGAACCGCGUGGCCCGCGUGCACCCACACGCCUUCCGUGACCUUGGCCGCCUCAUGACACUCUACUUGUUUGCCAACAACCUCUCAGCGCUGCCAGCAGAGGCCCUGGUGCCCCUGCGUGCCCUGCAGUACCUGCGGCUCAAUGACAACCCCUGGGUGUGCGACUGCCGGGCACGCCCGCUCUGGGCCUGGCUGCAGAAUUUCCGCGGCUCCUCGUCUGAGCUGCUCUGCAGCCUGCCCCUGCGCCUGGCUGGCCGCGACCUCAAGCGUCUGGCCGCCAAUGACCUGGAGGGCUGUGCUGUGGCCACUCGGCCCUCCCGUCCCAUCCGGACCGGCGGGCUCACCGAUGAAGAGCUGCUAGGACUGCCCAAGUGCUGCCAGCCCGACGCCGCAGACAAGACCAAUGUGCUGGAGGCCGGGAGUCCGGCUUCAGCUGGCAACGCGCUCAAGGGGCGUGUGCCGCCUGGUGACAGCCCACCAGGCAAUGGCUCAAGCCCGCGGCACAUCAACGACUCCCCCUUUGGGAUCCUGCCCAACUCGGCUGAGCCCCCGCUGACCGCACUGCGGCCUGAGGGCUCCGAGCCACCAGGGCUUCCCACCACGGGCCCUCGGCGGAGGCCAGGCUGCUCCCGCAAGAACCGCACCCGCAGCCAGUGCCGGCUGGGCCAGGCGGGCAGUGGGGGUGGCGCAGCUGGUGAGGUGGAAGGCUCGGGUGCCCUGCCCACCCUCACCUACAGCCUCGCCCCCCUGGGCUUCGCACUGGUGCUGUGGACAGUGCUCGGGCCCUGCUGAGCAGACACCAGACACAGGCGCUUUCUCAGCAGCCAGGUGUGUGUACAUAUGGGGGCUCCCUCCACGCCACCAGCCAGCGCCGGGUGGCAGGCCCCGAGGGGCAGGCCAGGCCUUCCCUGACGGACGCCUCCCCACCUGCCCACCCCCAUCUCCACCCCAUCAUGUUUACAGGGUUCCGAGGCAGCGUUUGUUCCAGAACGCCGCCUCCCACCCGGAUCGCGGUAUAUAGAGAUAUGCAUUUUAUUUUACUUGUGUAAAAAUAUCGGAUGACGUGGAAUAAAGAGCUCUUUUCUUAA
Galeopterus variegatus (Sunda flying lemur) is the source of this 2630-nucleotide messenger RNA. RefSeq names its product reticulon 4 receptor (gene RTN4R). The transcript has 7 exons. Gene Ontology annotation, molecular function: protein binding. Gene Ontology annotation, cellular component: plasma membrane. The record is from RefSeq and is a predicted model, not a curated record. Bases 1 to 2334 code for a protein of 777 amino acids. Lineage: Eukaryota; Metazoa; Chordata; Mammalia; Dermoptera; Cynocephalidae.